Molecule: messenger RNA, 2401 nt
Organism: Arabidopsis lyrata subsp. lyrata
Lineage: Eukaryota; Viridiplantae; Streptophyta; Magnoliopsida; Brassicales; Brassicaceae
Product: probable indole-3-pyruvate monooxygenase YUCCA7
Exons: 3
Coding region: 833-2128 (431 amino acids)
Molecular function (GO): NADP binding; flavin adenine dinucleotide binding; N,N-dimethylaniline monooxygenase activity
Source: RefSeq, a predicted model, not a curated record
AUCACAAAAAAUAUAUGUUUAACUUUGGUAUUCAACCAAAAAAAACUUUACUAUGAUGUAUAUAUUGAUGUUCUUCUUCCGACGUAACACGUUGCGAUUAAAACCCUCGGUUUUAGGUUUGAUUGGACUCAUAAGAGAGGUCGUUUUCAUGAAAAAACAAUAGAAAGGCUAAUGGACCCUUUUAUGACCCUGUCUUUUUUCUUAAAGACUGGAUUAGAGAAUUGUACAACAAUUUAGUGAUGUACAAAUCAUGUCAAGUGAAAUCUUUAUUAAACUGAAAUGCUGGUAGCUAGUUCAACCAUUUAUAUUGUUGUAUGGUUCUAGAAAUUAUUUUCUUAAUAACAUAUAAUAUGUGGGUUUGCUGCAUUCGAAUGGUGACACAACGCCAAUUCUAACACAAAUAAUUAGGAUACAUGUUUUGGUCGAAUUUAACACAAAGCGUUAGGACACAACAAUGGUUUAAACACAAGUCACUAGCCACAAUGUAAUACUAUAAUUUAGGCAAACACUUUUCUAUAAGUGUCAAUUUUAUUCUUAUAAUCCGGUAUAUGUACACAUUCUGGUGUUGAUAUCUUUAUAUAUAGCAUUCAUUAAUAAUUUAAUAAAUGCCGCUGCAAGCCAAUCAUUUGAACAUUUAGAAGUUAAAUUAAAUGGACUAAAAUAAUCAAUUAAUCAUCUUGAGAAAUAAUUUUCCAAAAACAAAAUUCCAAAUUGCAUAAAAGUCUUCUCUAUAUAAACCCUCCUCAAUCCAAACCAAAUCCCCAUCAAUCAUCAUUACAUAUUUUCUUGCCCUAAAAGUGAGUAUAAAUAACACUAAAAAGCUCCCAGUAAGAUGUGUGAUAACAAUAACACAAGUUGUGUCAACAUCUCAAGUAUGCUUCAGCCUGAGGACAUUUUCUCCCGUCGUUGCAUCUGGGUGAACGGGCCGGUCAUCGUCGGUGCUGGCCCAUCAGGCCUAGCUGUCGCGGCCGACCUGAAACGCCAAGAAGUUCCGUUUAUAAUCCUCGAGCGAGCUAACUGCAUAGCUUCUCUGUGGCAAAACAGAACCUAUGAUCGUCUCAAGCUUCAUCUCCCCAAACAAUUCUGUCAACUACCUAAUUUACCCUUUCCGGAAGAUUUCCCGGAGUAUCCAACCAAGUACCAGUUUAUUGAGUACCUUGAGUCGUACGCAACCCACUUUGAUCUCCGCCCAAAGUUCAAUGAGACUGUUCAGUCAGCUAAAUAUGACAAGAGGUUUGGGCUGUGGCGGGUCCAGACUGUUUUGAGAAGCGAGCUGCUCGGUUAUUGUGAGUUCGAGUAUAUUUGCAGGUGGCUCGUGGUAGCGACCGGAGAAAAUGCUGAGAAAGUGGUGCCGGAGUUUGAGGGUUUAGAAGAUUUUGGUGGUGAUGUUCUUCAUGCUGGUGAUUACAAAUCUGGUGAGAGGUACCGCGGAAACCGAGUUCUGGUAGUCGGAUGUGGAAACUCCGGCAUGGAAGUAUCUCUCGAUCUAUCAAACCACGAUGCAAGCCCAUCAAUGGUCGUUCGUAGCUCCGUUCAUGUAUUACCGAUAGAGAUUCUUGGGAAGUCAACGUUCGAGUUAGGUGUAACAAUGAUGAAAUGGAUGCCGGUUUGGCUUGUGGACAAGACUCUGCUCGUUCUCACAAGGUUACUUCUGGGGAACACCGAUAAGUACGGGCUUAAGAGGCCUGAAAUGGGACCGUUAGAGCUGAAAAACACCGUAGGUAAAACUCCCGUACUAGACAUCGGGGCCUUUUCAAGAAUCAAAUCGGGAAAGAUCAAAAUCGUCCCGGGAAUAGCUAAGUUUGGUCUGGGAAAGGUCGAACUCGUGGAUGGUCGAGCUCUGCAGAUUGAUUCAGUCAUUCUUGCCACUGGUUACAGAAGUAAUGUCCCUUCAUGGCUUAAGGAAAACGACUUGGCAGAGGUUGGGAUAGAGAAAAACCCAUUUCCAAAAGGGUGGAAAGGGAAGGCCGGGUUGUAUGCGGUGGGGUUCACCGGAAGAGGACUCUCAGGUGCAUCCUUCGAUGCAAUGAGUGUAGCUCAUGAUAUUGCCACUAGCUGGAAAGAAGAAACUAUGCAACAGAUCAAAACUGUGGCUAGUCGCCACCGUCGUUGUAUUUCACACUUUUGACUCUCACUAUUUAUAUAAAACUUAUAUGAAAAGAGGUAAAAAAGAGAGGAUUGAUUAGUGUUUGUGAUGUGAAAAUCAAAGAGAUAAGCCCUCUCCAUGGAAGAAAUAACUGUGAAAUGUGGUUGAGCUUCUUUUCUUGAAAGGAUGAUGUGGCUUUCCAUGCAUUUAAUUUAACGUAUUCUUUUACAUUUCAAUUUAUCUUUUGUUGGCAACUGUGUUUGAUUAGAGCUGAUCUAGAGAGUUUAAACAAAAUAUAUGAACAUGUGUCCGAAA